CGAAACUCUCCACCAUGGUGCACCAGCUCUCUCUAGUAUCCACAAUCCCCCACAGCAGCUACGUCCAGACCAUCUCCACGCUCCAGGCGUUGACGGGACUCACGUCACCCCAGCCGGUGUCCACCUACACGUUGAUUUGCAAGCCCAUCAACAAGUUUAAGCCCAAGUUUGUUCCUGGCAAAGUCAACCAAAUAGAACAGUAUUUCAUGAAAUGUAUCACCACCUGGGAUGACUUGGACUCCUUCGACCUUGCCACGCCGUACUUGUCUGACCGAGUUUCCACCUCCAUUCUCUUCAACAGCGACUCGGCCGCCAACACAAAGAAAAUAUGGACUCUUCAAAUCAGUGACAUUCCAAUAGCUGGAAAGAACCAGACUUGUUCAGCACAAAACAUCUUCGAAAGCACCCUAGUGCAUACCCACACAGCUUCACGAAAGGAUGCUGGUGACGAGAAGGACUCGGGUGAUCUCGAUAAAGACUCGUUUCUACAGUUCUUGGAAGACUUGGGAUACAACUCCAUUAACCAGUUUUGGAUCAAAGGCGUCCGGUUCUUCCAUGGUGAUAUAGUCAUCGAGAUCUUCAAGGUGUUUGUGCGAGACGAUGCCAAUAAGGAUUCACCGUCGGACCUGAUUCCCUUAAAGCUCUUGGAUGAAUCCAAUGGUUUCCAGAUAAAAGCCUUUAUCAACGUUCCCAAGUCCACAGAUAUAGAUCUCAUUACCCAGGGGUCGGCCGAGUUGGCGAAGCUUCAGGACUUCCUCAAAAACCUCAUUCAGUUGGAGAUUCCCGACAGGAUAUUUAUGGAUUCAAGAGUGCAAAACUAGUGGCUUAUAUAUUAAUGUACAAAGUUCAUGUUCGUUAGGGUCAAUCCUGCGGUAUUUUGUAUUUGAUGACAAAGAAGCCGUUGUGACUAAACCCGACUUCACCCUUUUCAGGAUCGAUUUCGUUGUCUACUCUCUCGAUCUGGGCCUGUAAUGCCUUUAGUGUAAGCGGUGGUUCUGGUCUGUUGUCGGGCCUUAGAAGCCGGAAAAUAUUGUCAUUGUUUGACUUGGAAACCAUUUCGUUGGGUCCGUACAAGGAUUUUAUGAACGAUAGUUGGAGAUUUAGUGAGUCUAUAAGUGACUGCUUAGAAACUGCCGAUUCGUUCAACCCCGACAACUUGAGUAAUUUUUGCAAUUCUUCUUCACCGACAAUUGGUUCGGGAUUAGGAUGGAUCACAUUCUUCACACUUCGUGUCGAAUGGCCAACAAAGUGCUUGAUAGUGUGCUUGUUCAAAGUGUUCUUGAUGGAGCUCAUGGGGUCUGCAACUUUUCUGUCGCGGU
Messenger RNA from Yamadazyma tenuis ATCC 10573, 1319 nucleotides. The record is from RefSeq and is a predicted model, not a curated record. Lineage: Eukaryota; Fungi; Ascomycota; Pichiomycetes; Serinales; Debaryomycetaceae.